UCCGCCGCCGGCUGGGUGCCGCUCGCGGGCUGCGCUGCAGGUGGCGGCGGGAGAAGCAGGAAGCGGGCCGGGCCGGGGAGCAGGAUGGCGGCCGGGGACUCGGAGAACAUCCGCUACUGUGCGCGCUUCUCCUACCUCUGCCUCAAGUUCACCCUCAUCACCUACUCCACGCUCUUCUGGUUGAUAGGAGCUCUUGUUCUUGCUGUUGGAAUUUAUGCAGAAGUUGAAAGACAGAAGUAUAAAACCCUUGAAAGUGCCUUUCUAGCCCCAGCAAUUAUUUUAAUACUCUUGGGCAUUGUAAUGUUUCUUGUAUCGUUUGUGGGUGUACUGGCUUCUUUAAGAGACAAUAUAUACCUUCUUCAAGCAUUUAUGUACGUCCUUGGUAUUUGUCUCCUCAUUGAACUGAUCGGUGGAGUUGUGGCACUGAUCUUCAGAAAUAAGACAAUUGACUUUUUAAAUGAUAAUAUCCGAAGAGGAAUUAAGAAUUAUUAUGAUGAUCUGGACUUCAAAAACAUAAUGGAUUUUGUUCAAAAGCAGUUUAAGUGUUGUGGUGGGGAAGAUUUUAAAGACUGGUCACAGAAUAUGUACCAUGAGUGUUCUGCACCAGGGCCAUUAGCCUGUGGAGUGCCCUAUACUUGUUGUAUUACAAAUAAGACAGACAUUAUGAACACUAUGUGUGGAUAUAAAACGAUUGACAGAGAGCACUUGACUGUUCGAGACAUUAUAUAUGUCCGAGGAUGCACAAAUGCAGUACUCCUUUGGUUCUUAGACAACUACAGCAUCAUGGCUGGCGCCAUGCUUGGCAUAUUGUUACCCCAGUUCCUUGGAGUGUUGUUAUCUUUACUUUACAUAACUCGCGUAGAGGAUAUCAUUGCUGAAUACAAACUUAACGAGAAGCUUUUACACGAAAUACAGCCGAAAUCAGAAACUGAAUUUGCAAGCACAGGUUGCUGUAUGUGUUAUCCUGAGUAAUGUAGCUGCCAUGCAAGACCUCAAGUGCUGUUUAAAAAAAACAAAUCUUGUGUUGUGGCUUGUAUGUAUUUCUGCAGAUCUUAAAGAUCUUGAGCCUAAUUAAUCUGUAAACCUCUUUGAUUUUUUUUAAAAAAAAAGUGUACUUCAAAUCAGAAACUUAACUCUCUCCACCAUGUGUUCUUAACUGCUUUUCCUGUGUAUUUCAGCUUGAGUAUGCUUUGAAUUUUUAAAGGAUCUCUCAGGCUGUGCAUUCUGAGGAAUUUCAUACCCUGAAGAGUGCUAAAUCUCAUGAGAAUUAAAACGUGGGUCAGGUAAUCCAGUGUAUUUUAAAGGAAUGUGGUGUUCUGCAAAGGCAGAAGCAUUGCCACCAUAUUAUAGUUUAGUUCAAACAUUUAUUUUGGUGCUUUCCCCAACUCUGCUGCCCCAGGUGGCUGUUUGCCUCUAACACAGGCCCUGUAUCUCCCAUCCUGUCCUCAUUUAUAUCUUAAAGGAAGCAAGUGGCCUCCAAGGCUUACACAGGCCAGCUGUGGAUUCAUAGAUUCUAGGACUGGAAGGGACCUCGAGAGGUCGUUGAGUCCCGUCCCC
Messenger RNA from Gopherus evgoodei (Goodes thornscrub tortoise), 1557 nucleotides. It is a transcript of the gene TSPAN15, whose product is annotated as tetraspanin 15. Gene Ontology annotation, cellular component: membrane. The record is from RefSeq and is a predicted model, not a curated record. The transcript is spliced from 8 exons. Lineage: Eukaryota; Metazoa; Chordata; Testudines; Testudinidae. The coding region runs from base 85 to 972 and encodes 295 amino acids.